AUGUGCAGAAGACUGGUCCAGAUAUUUGGCUGUGUUUUGGCCACUGUGGGCUGGGCGUUUGUGGCCAGCACACUGGCCAUGGACUACUGGAGGGUGUCUCAGACUGGGGACCAAGGAGGAUCAGCUGCAAUUGGAGUGGCCUGGUACUGGUCCAGCCUGUGGAAGGAUUGCUACGUCAACUCAGUCGCUGUCGUCAACUGUGUGGACUUCGAGGUGCUGUGGUCUGUUGAAUCAUACGUCCAAGGAGUGAGGGGUUUGCUGAUCACCGGGCUGACGUUGAGUCUGCUGGCCACAGCGUUUUCCAUCGUGGGGCUGGAGUGCACUGUUAUUGGAGGCGACAAACGUAAUAACGACCGGAUGCUUCUAACGGCCGCCGUGCUCCAUUUCGUUGGCGGUGUCUCGGACAUCGCCGGUUAUUGCCUGUACAUAAACAGUGUUGUGUCCACAGUUGUCCAUGGUGGAAUACUCUCCUUCAGUCAGAUAUCCGACAGUGCCCCUCACUCAAGGAGACGGCCCAUACUCUCCCAGAUGGAACAGUCCACCAAGACUCAAGUCCAGACCUCCCACACUCCCAAGAUCACCAUCAAGAUCAAGACCAUCAACACAGUCCAGACAAUCCACUCAUUCCAAAAAUGCUACACACUCAAGACUAGACACACAGUCCAUGUUAUACGCCAAAACAGAGAGACACUCCACCAUUUCCAGGGAGUCCAGAGGUUCUAA
Messenger RNA from Chanos chanos (milkfish), 723 nucleotides. Its product is annotated as claudin-10-like. The coding region runs from base 1 to 723 and encodes 240 amino acids. Lineage: Eukaryota; Metazoa; Chordata; Actinopteri; Gonorynchiformes; Chanidae. Gene Ontology annotation, molecular function: structural molecule activity. The record is from RefSeq and is a predicted model, not a curated record. Gene Ontology annotation, cellular component: membrane; bicellular tight junction. The transcript has 4 exons.